Messenger RNA from Brassica napus (rape), 1616 nucleotides. RefSeq lists its product as uncharacterized. NCBI's taxonomy places the organism in Eukaryota, Viridiplantae, Streptophyta, Magnoliopsida, Brassicales, Brassicaceae. The record is from RefSeq and is a predicted model, not a curated record. Bases 1087 to 1410 code for a protein of 107 amino acids. The transcript has 4 exons.
AUAUGCCGGAUUUUAGAACAUGAGCCAACGCCAAACUUGAGAAUAAGAGCAGAAAGUUUGAAGACAUAACUCAUAUAUUAAUGUCUGAAGGAAGCAUUAUUUGUUCACAAGGGUAACAAUAAUCAUAUUUUGAAGGGUAACAGCUUAUUAGCUGAGACUCAGACCUGACAGAAGCAAUUCGCAUCUUCUUGACUCUGCCAUCAAACAAAUAAUAGAGCUUGUGUAAGUUUAGUUGUGUCCUUGUUAACCAGAAUCAACAAAAUUGCUUUAAAAGCCCCUUUUUUUUGUCAUAACCUUAGAAUGUGUCUGAGAUGUUUAAAAGCCAACUGCCUUAGUUUAGAAUAUAUAUUGUUGCUUAUAAAGCCUUGUGUAGUUCCUUGGGGCAGGCCACAGAGACUUUUCCUGAUCUAGUAGGAGUUGAUAACUUCUGAAGAUAGACAACAUUAACAACUCUAGGAAUCUCUUCCAGUCAACUGGAUUAACAAACAAGCAAAUCUCAUGUGUAUUUAUAUAAGUGGAAGAGCUUCUGCAGACUCUUCUUCUGCAGACUUUUAUAUAAGUGGAAGAGCUUCUGCAGACUCUUCUUCUGAUGAACCUUCGGUAGAUAUCUGAAAGAACCACUCGUUUAGUUGACAACUUUCUGAAGUUAGACUGAAAUAGCCAAACAUAACUGCUUCGCCAAGUGGAGACUCGAGUCUUAAAGGCACAGUCAUGGUUGUUAUGUGAAGAGGUUUCAUCUCUGAAAGUUCUCUAUUGCUUCAAGAUAUUCAUUAGGGGGCUGGAAAAGAAUGAGAAAGUUCUUCUGGCUCAGCCACCACCAUGUCACCAUUCUACAUGAUUCUCCGAAAAUGGGGCCAAUAUAUUCUGCCUCAUCAUCACUCAAAUUCUUGUCUCACAGAAGAGACUCGGCUCGAGUAAAUCCAACUUGGGCUUGUAGCCGAAAUUUAUCAAAACAUAAUAAUAAUAAUAAUAAUAUACUAAAAAGGACGUAGCCCAUGCAAAAAGACCAUAUAGUUGUCGAGAUAAAAAAAAAAUCACAAAUCAUCAGAGGCAAGGAAAGGAGAGUCUAAACCCUAUUUUACGAUCAUGCAGGCGAAUCUCAGAUCGGUGCUCGCUCAGGUAAGUCGGGGAGGGAGAGAUGUUGGGUCUCGCCGUGAUUUCAUUUCAUACCUUGGAAACAACAGUAAGACGAAGGGAGGCAGAACAAGACCUGUCACCAGGCUGAUUAAGGAAAAGCUUCGUUUGUUUGGCAGAUCUUGGACCUAUGGAUAUUGUGCUGUCAUGAGUUGGGCAAUUAUCCAGAUGUUUGAACACCGUCGAAGGAUAGAGAUAGAUUUGGCUGAAAGAAGUGGCUCGAAACCAAAGACGAGCUUCCGUGAUGUCCUUCGUUGGUUCGGUGAUAACAAUUAAUAUUGUGUUUGAUGCUGCUGCUUGUGUUUAAGUUCGUUUAAUGCUACUGUGUGAACAAAACAAAAAUCAUAAUCUAUGGGCACUGCGUUGUAUUUAAUAUUUAUUCGUUCUGGCUUUUAUGUCUAUUGUUUGUUUGAGGUGUAGGAGAGCAUCCUCAUGUUGUGUAAGAGAAGUUUUAUCUAGUCAAACUAACGGCUUUAACUUAA